GAAUAGGGUUUUCAUGGUAAACGGUAUUCAGAGGUGGUUUUACCAUUGCCUUCCUCUGAGGCUGAGAGGCAGUGACUGGCCCAAGGUCGCCCAGUGAGCUUCAUGGCUGUGUGGAGAUUCGAACCCUGGUCUCCCAGGUCAUAGUCCAACACUGACCUGGGGGAAGGGGAGGAGAUUGGCACAAUGCGCAUGUGCUGGCUAGUGAGCAAAGAUAGAGGCUGUCAGCAAAUUAAACUGCCGCACUUAGAAAUGGUGGUGAUAGGGCGUGGCCCUGAAACGGAGAUAACAGACAAGAAGUGUUCACGAAGACAAGUACAGCUAAAAGCAGACUGCAACAAAGGGUAUGUCAAGGUUAAACAGAUUGGAGUCAACCCAACCAGUAUUGAUCUAGUGAAUAUUGGUAAGGACCAGGAAAUUAAACUGAAGCCAGGACAAAUUCUCCAUAUCGUCAAUAAUCUGUACCCCUACACUGUGCAGUUCUUGGAGGAAAUGGGAACAUGUGGUGGUAGGGAGGCAGUGGAACCUAAAGGUGAAAAAAGACCACAGGAUGGAUCUGAGAACGGUGGUGUGGAAAACAUGCCAGGCAAAUGUGUAAAAAUGGAGCAGAUGGACCCACAAGCCUGUGAUUCAGGCUGCAAGCUGAAUAACAGCAGUAGUUCACUUUCUUCAUCCGGAAGCUCUUCCAAAAGUCAGGAGUGUUUUGAGUACUGGGCUCAUGGUCUGAAGGCUUCCAUGCAAAACCCAGAUAUGCAGGUUUACAAGGAUGAGAAGGCUGUAGUUAUAAAGGAUAAGUAUCCAAAAGCUCGCUACCACUGGCUAGUGUUGCCAUGGAAGUCUAUCUCUACCUUGAGUAGAGUAACUCAGGAGCAUGUUGAACUUCUGGAGUACAUGCAUGCAAUGGGAGAGAAGAUGGUCCAGCAGUGCCCAGAGAAAGACACCUUACGCUUCAGACUCGGCUACCAUGCCAUUCCCAGCAUGAGCCAACUGCAUCUUCAUGUCAUCAGCCAGGACUUUGAUUCCAAGUGGUUCAAAACCAAGAAGCAUUGGAAUUCUUUUACAACACAGUAUUUCAUAGACUCCAAAGAUGUGAUUGUGAUGGUUAAGAAGAAAGGGAGAGUAAUUGUAGACAAGGAGAUUGCCAAACUCUUGAACCUGCCUCUGAAGUGUCAUGUGUGCAAAAGGCAGCAACCAAAUAUCCCUCAGUUAAAGGAGCACCUUAAGGAACAUUGGCCAAAAUAAUCUGAGGAACCUCUGUUUUGAUCCACUCACUACAUUUUACUGACUACUGGAUUAUCCUAAUCCCAUGUUAACAUGCACAUUUUAAUUUCAAGCCUAUACUAAGUUGUCUUAUUAAGAGCCCCAAACUGCAGGUAUUUAAAAUUACAAGACAAAUGGGGGGGCGAGAAGGGGGGCUUGUGUGCAGUAGGAUGUCCCUGAUAGCUUGCAUAUGGUGUCCUUUGUUGGGUGAAGCCAAAACAAGUAGCCCCAAAACUUUUUUCUAAGGAAAUUUAUCAUUUGGGCUGUAUGGCUGGAAAUCAAACUAUUGGUUCUGUCUCCUGACCAAAACCUCUUCCCCUUGCAGUAUUGUACUUGAGCUGAGUUUCCCCAAACCCAUAACAGCCAGCUGAAAGUAGUAACUGAUCAUCUUUUGACUUGCAUCACUGGUGUUCUCAUUAUACAGGUGGGAAAGUUAGUGGCUGAAUUCAUAUAUGAGUUCUGGUCCUUAGUGAAAUAUUGGCCUGGUUUGCACGUCAGACUGAGCUAAACCAUGACUUAGCGUGAACAUAUAGGUUCUAGGAAAGGAAACUGGUUUGCUCCUUCAUGGUUGUUCUGCUGCCGCGCGGAGCUGAGCUAAGUCAUGGCUUGGCAUGUCAUCUGAACCCAGGCUAAUGGCUGAGCUCUCUCCAGGCUAACCACAAACUAUGGUUUGUGUGGGAGAGCUAAACCAACAGGCUAGGUUUGGAAAGCCCACAAAGCCAAACUGUAACUUAGCUCGGCACAGCAACACAACAAGCAGGGAGAAGCAAAGCAGCCACAAUCUCCUUUGUUGCUGAGCCAUGGUUUGAUUUAGUGUGACAAACCAGGGCUCCGAUUGCACAAGAGGGAGCCAAGUGGUACAUCAGUUCUUUUCAGGCUUCCUGUUGAUCAUUUGUCAUGCUUUCUGGCAAGGAGUACACUCCAGUCCUUAUGCACAGGAGCCAUGUAGAACAGUCAAUGCUCCACUAGAAGACAAGUACUGACCAUUCUAGAGCCAGCUGUUGUAUGUCCCAAAGACUUCAUCUCUGUGCUUGCUUCCCAGUCACUGAAGUUUUAGUAAAAGUACAGCCUGUCAGUGGCAACCCACAGAUGCACAUAUCUCUGCCAGAUAUAUUGCAACUGAUUAAACGUGUUGAGGGGGUCAGCUGUAGGAGCAAUCUGUUCCUCAGUUUAUAGGAUGAGGAUGAUAUAUAAGAUAAGCAAGAGAUCAAAAAUGCCUCCACUUGUGGCAGAGCAUGGUGACUGGUGUGUGGUUUUCUUUCAUACAUGGGGCUUCUGCAUGUGCCAGUCUGGGGCCGAAUAUUGCCUUAUCUUAGAGUAUCCCAAGCAACUUUUCAAGCAGAUGUUUCUUCUGGUUUUCCUGAGAGUUCUUUAGAGAUAGAUAAAUAAAAUAAAAUAAAAUAAAUGACCA
Rhineura floridana is the source of this 2668-nucleotide messenger RNA. RefSeq names its product aprataxin (gene APTX). Gene Ontology annotation, cellular component: nucleus. Gene Ontology annotation, biological process: double-strand break repair; single strand break repair. The record is from RefSeq and is a predicted model, not a curated record. The coding region runs from base 184 to 1239 and encodes 351 amino acids. Lineage: Eukaryota; Metazoa; Chordata; Lepidosauria; Squamata; Rhineuridae. Gene Ontology annotation, molecular function: single-stranded DNA binding; protein binding; mismatched DNA binding. The transcript is spliced from 8 exons.